AUUGAUGAAGCCGUGAAGAGAAGAGAAGAGAAGAGAAGUGCGAAACUAUGUGGGCAGCAGCUUCAGUCUCUUUUCCGUCGUACAACUAUGGGAAACCCAUCAACACUCUUCAAGCUUGUGGCUCUUUUCCUAGGACGCCCAAGUCUUUGAGGCUCAGAGCUUCCUUCUACGACUAUCCUCUCGGAAGCAGAAUCAUGGUCAAAAAUAUACCUUAUUCCACGUGUGAAGAUAGUCUGCAGCAGAAGUUUUCAAAUUUUGGAGAGAUAGCUGAAGUUAAACUAGUGAAGGAUAAAACUUCAAGGAGGUCGAAGGGGUUUGCAUUUAUUCAGUACACCAGCCAAGAUGAUGCAAUGCUUGCCCUGGAAAAUAUGGACCACCAGACUUUUGAUGGCAGGGUCAUCUACGUGGAACUUGCAAAACCUGGUAAAGAUGCUUAUGCAGGAUGCCCAAAAACCACUGGACCCCCAAGUAAGCUGUAUAUGCAGCAUCAAGAGGAAGUUACAGACUGCUGGUAUUGAUAUCAAACGAACAAACAAGAGAAUCCAAGAAUUACUGAAUGCAAAGGUACAUUUGACUUGGCAUCUCAGUGUGACUCCUAGGCCAUUAUUAAACUGACUGACAAUCAUUCAUUUCUGUAUAUUUUUUUGUAUGCUUACUCUUUUUGUAUCAGAAUGUAUGGGUAUAACUUUUUCUAUUA
Argentina anserina (silverweed cinquefoil) is the source of this 697-nucleotide messenger RNA. RefSeq names its product organelle RRM domain-containing protein 6, chloroplastic. Lineage: Eukaryota; Viridiplantae; Streptophyta; Magnoliopsida; Rosales; Rosaceae. Gene Ontology annotation, biological process: mRNA splicing, via spliceosome. Gene Ontology annotation, molecular function: RNA binding. The record is from RefSeq and is a predicted model, not a curated record. The coding region runs from base 48 to 518 and encodes 156 amino acids. Gene Ontology annotation, cellular component: precatalytic spliceosome; U2 snRNP; catalytic step 2 spliceosome. The transcript is spliced from 4 exons.